Recurvomyces mirabilis is the source of this 456-nucleotide messenger RNA. RefSeq lists its product as uncharacterized. NCBI's taxonomy places the organism in Eukaryota, Fungi, Ascomycota, Dothideomycetes, Mycosphaerellales, Teratosphaeriaceae. The coding region runs from base 1 to 456 and encodes 151 amino acids. The record is from RefSeq and is a predicted model, not a curated record. The transcript has 2 exons.
AUGUACAACCUUAUAGUAGCUCGCAUCUCCAAGAAGAAUUUCGAAGCCGUCAACAGCAAAGACUACGAUGCUAUUCUCAUGCAAUGCGACCCAGAGAUCCACCAUCGCUUUGGUGGGCAGCACGCCCUAGGAGGGGAGAGACAUUCCCGAGAAGUUCUGUCCAGGUGGUUUCAACGCCUUGGUCGGCUUGCGCCAGAGCUCAAAUUGACUGUCAAAGACAUCUGGGUCAAGGGCUGGCCCAACGACACCACUGUCAUCAUACGAUGGACCGCAACUGAUCAAGAUAACCCAGAUGGAUCGCCAUAUCGCAACCACGGCGUCCAUAUCAUUCGGAUGAAGUGGUUCAAGGUCGUUGAUAUCGAUGCAAAUGAGGACUCGGAGGCGGUAGCACGGUCUAUGGAUAUCAAGAAGAACGCCGGAUGGGAGGAGGCUGGGUUACCGCCACUAACAUCAUGA